Molecule: messenger RNA, 439 nt
Organism: Neurospora tetrasperma FGSC 2508
Lineage: Eukaryota; Fungi; Ascomycota; Sordariomycetes; Sordariales; Sordariaceae
Exons: 2
Coding region: 66-296 (76 amino acids)
Source: RefSeq, a predicted model, not a curated record
CUCACCAGCGAAAAUGGCCAGUCUACUACACUCCAAGCACGAUCACCAGUCAAUUACCCCCCAGAAUGAGAAGGGCGCUGGAUAGUCAAGCAGAGGUUGCUUUUAUCGGCGCUGAAAAUGGUCGACGGCUUGAGAGUCCCUCCCCUUUCAUCAGGGUAUCACGUCGAAAACUGAGACCGUUCUGGCUAUUCGAGUUCCAGAGGAGACUAUUUGGGCCUGGGGACGCAAGGGUACUGCAAGCCAGUUAUUACAUGGCUUUGAGGAUUGUGAAAAUGCCUAGAGUCGAUCGAGGAUGAAGAGGAUGCUCGGCCGUUGGUUUCGCUGGUUGAUGAGCACAGUUGAGCUUGCUUAGUCCUAUAGAUUUACAUAUCAGAGUUUCGGGUCAUCCUUACUCCUUAUCAUCGGCCUUGUUACCUCUUGAGCUACUUGUUUGCUGCUU